AGAAGACUGAGGUGGUUGGCGCGAAGGAAGGAGGUUUCGCGGCUUCUUUUUCUCUUUGAGGCACUUUACUGAAGACAUGGCAACCGUUACUCCAAGAAAAAGAAAAUACAGUUCUACUUCUGAUUGCUUGCAGAUAGUAUAUGGGAAUCCAGUGAAAAAACUGAUGCUAGAGUUCACUGAGGAGUCUUCUAUGGUACAGAUGUCUGCAGGUUGCAGUGUUGCAUCUCUAACAAAGCAAACUCCUGGCUUUCAAGUUAAAGAUAAAGAAAACCAGCACUUUCUCCAGAAGUCAACCAAAUCACAGAGGUUUGAUUCUUCUCCACUGCAGACAGCCACUGUGCCAGAGGAAAUCCAGAGGGAGUUCCAGCAGAGAACAUCCCCUAAAUCUGGGGCCACACACAGUUCCAUUGUAUCCUCCAGCUCCUUUUAUAACAAAGGGAAACCAUAUCUAAAUAUACUGGAGAGAAAGCUAGCAAAUGAAAUCCUUCCUCUUGCUCCAAGAAAAGAUGAAGGCAACCUACCUAUUGCCAACAAGACACAGACAGCACAGGUGCAAAUAAUGCCAGCCAUGAAUACCAACUCCAAAACAUCCAAGCAUUCAGCUGCUUCGAGGCAAGCCAAGACCUUGUCAAGAAAUACCAAAAAGACUAAAACAGUGGUGGCCCCUCCAAAGCCUGUGAAGCAGAAAGAGAAUGUUAAUUGUGUUGUUGAAAAGAAAAUGGAAACUCCUUUCAGAGUCUUAAGCAUGAAAUUCAAACCUGUGCUGAAACUCCAGGCAAGUGCCGCAUUCUUCACCACUGGGAAGAAGAGGUCCUUUGGCUCUAAGAAAGAGCUUUCAUCUCCAUCAUCCCUGCACUCUGACAGCAAGUCCAUGACAAAGGAGAAGCAGGACGGACUCCAGCCCCAUUCAGAACUCCGUUUGUCCAUUGAAAGCAAAGCAAUUGAGGUUGACAGGAAAAGAAACCAAACAUAUAAGCCCCAAAAGCAGGAGAAAGAAGACCACAUGGAGGAUGGUGGGAAACUGCCCCAUGACACUAGCCAAGAUAUGAAGGAUGUGUAUGAACUAAAACUAUUACAGAAAACUAAGGUCCUCCAGCCUUCUCGUUCUGAUUGCUCUAACACCCUAGAUGAAAAAGGAAUUGCUGUGGAGACCCAGGUCUCUGAAGAGGUCUCAGAAGGACCACUUAAAAACAGGGAUGAACAUGAGAAGUCCUCUUCCAGUAAGAUCCCUGCUGAGACGACUGAGGCAACCUCUGUGGCAAAUCCUUUGUUCGCUACACCUUCCAGCAACCAAAAAAGGCCGCAAGUUCUCUCAGAUGAGCAGCCUUCACUUGUGGAGUUCAUUCCGGUUGCGCAGAAGGUUCCUGCCGUACUAAAAACCAGCAAGAAGGCAAAAGAAUUGAGCAAAGACUUAAAAGAUCAGAUGGUCAUUGAUGCUGGUCAGAAACAUUUUGGUGCCACUGUUUGCAAAUCAUGUGGCAUGGUCUACUCAGUGGCCAACCCAGAGGAUGAAGCUCAGCAUGGACAGUAUCACCAGAGGUUCCUCGAGGGAAUAAAAUAUGUGGGCUGGAAGAAUGAACGUGUAGUUGCAGAAUUCUGGGAUGGGAAAAUUAUCUUGGUCCGGCAGAGUGAUCCAAAAUAUGCCAUCAAGAAGGUAGAAGAUGUACGGGAGCUAGUCGAUAAUGAACUUGGAUUUAAGCAAGUGGCUCUGGCCUGUCCAACCCAGACUCAAACGUACCUGUUUGUAUCAGUUAACAAGAUAGUUGGCUGUUUAAUUGCUGAACCAGUCAGACAGGCUUUUCGAGUGCUUUCUGAGCCUGUAGAAUCUCCUACUAAGAACAGCUUGGAACAUCAUCGUGCCUGGUGUUGCUCAACAAAGCCAGAAAAAGUGGUCUGUGGGGUCAGCAGAAUCUGGGUGUUUAGCCUAAUGCGGAGAAAGGGCAUUGCAAGACGCUUGGUGGAUGUGGUCAGGCAUAGAUUUGUAUUUGGCUCUUGCCUAAGCAUCAAUGAAAUCGCCUUCUCAGAUCCCACACCAGAUGGCAAGCUGUUUGCAGCCAAAUAUUGCCAGACUCCCAACUUCCUUGUUUAUAAUUUCCUUAAUUAAGGCUGUGUAACUUCAGUAUAUUGCAAUGGAAUUAUGAGAGUUGCUUGUUCUUCAGUAAGUUGAGCUGCGGUGAUGUUCAGUGUUAAUUGAAAAAUGGUAUUAAGUUUCUGUUGCUUCUAAAAUUAAAACUUCUAAAGUUGAUUGUUUAGAAGAGAAUAGUCACUAAUACUAUAUUUAGUCUCUCUGGUUGUGGCUUUGUUAGCUACCCAGAUCUGCUGCCUGUAGUGUUCCCAUCAUGUUCUGGUGGGUUGCUUGAAGGUGGGCUUUUAAGCGUGGGAUUUAAGAAUCUUCUGCGCUAACAAAAGGAGCUCUAGGCUGAGGAACUCGGUAGAAGCUGCUUUCCAGGAAAGAAGGUAUAAUAUGUGAGUUUUAUGCUGCUAUGGACCAAUGAGCUAUGUUUUUGUGCCUGGUGUUGGAUGUGCAUCACUGGAAGUAUUUAAUGUGAGAGUAGAGACUGUGCAGGCUGUGUCUACAAAGCGCUGAAAUUCUUGC
Molecule: messenger RNA, 2596 nt
Organism: Eublepharis macularius
Lineage: Eukaryota; Metazoa; Chordata; Lepidosauria; Squamata; Eublepharidae
Gene: ESCO2
Product: establishment of sister chromatid cohesion N-acetyltransferase 2
Exons: 11
Coding region: 77-2104 (675 amino acids)
Biological process (GO): mitotic sister chromatid cohesion
Cellular component (GO): chromatin; nucleus
Molecular function (GO): protein-lysine-acetyltransferase activity
Source: RefSeq, a predicted model, not a curated record